Messenger RNA from Lathyrus oleraceus (garden pea), 1320 nucleotides. RefSeq lists its product as uncharacterized. NCBI's taxonomy places the organism in Eukaryota, Viridiplantae, Streptophyta, Magnoliopsida, Fabales, Fabaceae. The transcript has a single exon. The record is from RefSeq and is a predicted model, not a curated record. Bases 1 to 1320 code for a protein of 439 amino acids.
AUGAUCAACCUGGUGGAUCUGGUCUUGGAUGUUGCUCAUUUAUCCAUAAUUCAUCCACCUCCUCAGAAGAAACAUACGCCUUCUGUGUCUAAAAGUGUCAAGACUUCUGGUAAGUCUUCUGAACCUAUAAUCCCCAGUAAAGAUAAAACUGUUGUUGAAGAAGAAUCUAGGUCUAAAGGGUCUGAGAUGAGAAAACCUACUAUGCAUGCUGAUGACACUAAGAAUCCAACGGAAGCGGAAAGGAGUUCCAUUGAUAAGGAACUUAGGGAGUUUGUUACAUCUGUUUUGAAGGAAGUGAACUCAUAUGUUUUUCCAGAUAUUCAAACAUCUUUGGCAAAAGAAUUUAGUCUGGACAAUGAUUCUAGUGAAAAAGCUGAGGAAAGUGUUCCUGAACAUGAUGCUCUUGAAAGAAGAAGUAAGAAGAAUGAAGAUGAGUGUGUCCCUGAGCAUGCUGCUCAUGAGAGAAGAAGUAAAAAGAAAGUUGAUCAUGUUGUCAAUGUUGAUGAACUAACUUCUGAUGAAGAACCCCUUACCAAUUUUGUAACUCCUAGUAUAGCCAAGAGACUGCAAAGACGUAAAGGAAAGGCAGUGAUGUUUGAAUAUUUUCUCUUCAGGGAAAUGAAAAGAAAAUAUGGUGGUUUGAAAGACACUCCUUCUAGAAGCUCCAUACGAAAAUCUCCUAUUGGUCCUACUAGGUCAUGGAGUAAAGUUGUUACCCCUACUAGAAAGAGGAAAGUUGUCUCUUCUAGUGAUUCUGAGUUUGAUGUCGAAAAGUAUGUCCAGGACAUCAGACCUAUAAACAUAUCUGAUAACAAGAAGCCUCGUGCUGCUAUGCCCAAGGCUCCAUUGGACAAAGCUUCUUUACAUUAUGUGAAGAAUGCUGAAAGGUGGAACUAUGUCAUUCAAAUUAGGGUAGCUCUGGAGAGGGAAUUGGGUAAUGACGCCCUAAAGUGUAAAAAGGUUGUAGAACUUAUAGAAGUUGCUGGGUUGAUGAAGAUUGUCACUAAAUUUGGCCCUUGCUAUGAAAGCUUAGUCAAGGAGUUUGUGGUGAUUAUUCCUGAUGGGUGUGAUGAUAUGAAACAUGAUGGCUAUGGGAAGGUAUAUGUUGGAGGAAAUUUUGUGACAUUUUCUCUAGUUGUGAUCAAUAAAUUUCUGGGAAGAACGGAAGAACCUCUGGCUGAGUUAGAGGUUACAUAUGACCAUGUGUGCAAGGAGAUAACUGCCAAGCAGGUAAGACACUGGCCUAACAAAGGAAAGUUGUCAGCUGGAAAGUUGAGUGUCAAAUAUGUUAUCCUUCAUAGAAUUGAGACUGCCAACUAG